Messenger RNA from Sphaeroforma arctica JP610, 246 nucleotides. RefSeq lists its product as hypothetical. The transcript has a single exon. NCBI's taxonomy places the organism in Eukaryota, Ichthyosporea, Ichthyophonida. The annotation marks the transcript as partial. The record is from RefSeq and is a predicted model, not a curated record. Gene Ontology annotation, molecular function: protein binding.
GACAACCAGCUGCGCCAGCAAUAUAUGAGUGAAUGGAGUCGCGCACCCUCAGAACAAGUGUCCAAAGAGCUCCACGACGAAUGCCGCGGCAUGCGGAACAAACUAGACAUGGCCAGGACAGCCGACGGCACUGUACGCCGACGUUUCGAUGAGAGUCUGAAGGUCAUGGAGUCGCUUUGCCGGACAGACGAUCUGGCCAAUCUCCUGCCGGAUGCUGGUGCGGCUAAUCUGCCGCAGCGUGUGAAG